UAAGCCAGGUUGCAUCUGCGCUGCCUCCAUCCUGUACCGGCACUGCUUCUAACGGCUUUAACGUCGUUGGCCAGCAGUACACUCUACCAGGCAUUGGCCCUGCAUUUGGGCAGGACAAUGUAGGAACGGCAAUGGAGGAUGGCAUGGAUUCGUCUGACAAGGGCUACUCUUCUGGACCUAUGGCUACUCUUGCCACCAUUGCUGGUGACGUUGAGCUGGAGCCGAUGUCAAUGCAAUCUUCUGGCCCGCAGGGGCUAUUACCAAACAACACCACUCCAACUGGAAUUCUUCCACUGGGUGGCUCUGCAUCUUGCAAUAAUGGUGGUGGUGUGAAUGGAGCUCCAUUUCAACCAUAUGCUCAAACCAAUGGCAAUGGUUCAAUGGCUUUCAAUACCACCACUAACACUAGCGAUCCUCGCACCACCCAUAAUCAGGGUCCACAAACAGUCCAUACUGUGAGCACGGCUGCAUUCUCUUGCAGCAGCAGUAGCGACAACAUCAACAACAUAAGCAGUGGGAGUGGCGCGUCCGAUGCGGACACUGCCCUGCCUAAUGUGAAUCAAAUUGACCGGCGUCUGUUGGUCUCCCAAUCCGGUAUUUACCAAGGCGGUGGAUCCAGCUUCAAUGUCGGUACUGUGCCAGUGGCCAACCAUAUGAUUAAACCAGCACAUGCUGUAAUGCCUGGAUCAAACACAAGCAUCUCUGUUCACCCAGUUCCUAACAGUCAGGACAACUUCAAGCCGCCUGAUGAAUUGGACACAGCCUUCAUCAACAGUCAGCCUCCCGGCUGCAACAAUGGUUCCAUGUUGCAUGCUGCCGUCUCGAAGUCACACACUGGAAUGGUAGCUACCAUCGAGACAGUUGUUUCACUGCCGAUAAACGAUCGGUCAUCUCUGGCUGGCCAACAACAGCAGCAGCAGCAACAACAACAACAGGAACAGUUGCAGCAUCACCAGCAACAGCAAAAUCAGCAUGAGCAGCUGCGGCAGCAGCAGCAGCGGAAUUCGCUCGGUGUAGGCCUGCACGAAUGCCCCAUACUAUCCGACAAUGAGAUUGAAGAUUUACUUGGACGUAUGGAACCGGAUUCUAGAGAGGCAAGGCACAUAGCUAGUUCAGGACAAUGUGGGCCUCACAUUACGACUCCGUCGUUGCCGGCAGGUAAUGACGAUGGAAUUCACCCCUUCUCGGCGAUGGAAUUCAACCCUACAGAAGUGCCUCGCAGUGCCCCCAUGGCGGCUGCAUCUGUUGCUGCUGCUGCUUCUGCAGUCAGUACCCCACACAGACAUAGUGUGGAGGAAGUCCAAGAAGCUGAUGACGUGGCCGCAAGCAAAGCUACACCGUCCCCUCAGUCGGAUAACAAUGUCACUGAAAUGAUGGCCAGACUUCUACAAGUCCUGAAGAAAAAUGAGGAGUUGGAAAAAGCACUGACGUUGAAGGAGGAAGAGGCUGAGCACCAUCGUGUUGCGGCCCUGGAGACAACUCGUCUUGCCGAAGAGAAGGCUCGCCUUGCUGAGGAGAAUGCCCGCCUUGCUGAACACAAUCGACAUCUUGCUGAACAGAAGCAUGUGGCAGAGCAAGCUAGGCAUGACCUCCAACAAGCUGUGAAUCGGAACAAGGCCAAGCCAGGGCUGCUUGAUGCCACCAGGUCAAAAUCAAGGCCAAGACGCGCACGUUCGUCAUCAAGACCGAGCGUUGAGCCCACCGAAAGAGAGGAGUCCAAGAAGAAGCUGAAUGAACUGUUACUCCAUGGAAUGGGACACCCUAAUCAGAGACCACUGCUGUCAGUGCCUGUCUCGACCACCACACAAGCAGAGGCAAUGAGUGCCGAAGCUACUCAAACCUCGGCUGGAGUCAGGAGUUUCAUUGGUAGAAUCAUCAAGCCUGAAGAAAUUGAGCAUGUUACCCUCACGCCAGGCAAAGAAAGAUUCAAUCGACAAUUCCAUGUGGAGGCACACUUCAACGGGUUUAUCCCAGGCUGUGCGUCGCAAGGUCAUACCCUUUACUUUCAACUGACGUCCACAAUGCGCACUGUGAGGAGUCAAGCAGCUGAGUUUUCCAGGCACACUCACAUUCUCACAGCACUAGUGCCAAGCAUACCAAAGGAUGGCAUUGGCUGUAAUGAGGAAGUGUUUGAAGUCACGCUGGUUUGCCAAAUGGGUCGCAAAUCAUGUGCGGCCAUUGGCCAAAUCACGCUCACUGCGUUGGAAGAGGCAGGCUCUGGGUCAAAAAGCUCAGUUCCCACACGAGAUCCGAACACUGCAACCAGUGGAUCAGGUACACGUGGAAGUAGUGCACCACCAGGAGCAAGCAACGCAUCAUCCUGCUACGGAGCCCUGCCUGGUGGAAUGCAGGCUGGAAUAUCUCACUGCAACAUGACCAUUGCUACAGGAGCUGAUAUCAAUGUGAGCAACCAUGGCGGUGCUGACAAUAACGAUGGGAGCAGCUCGUCAGAUUGUGAUCCAACAUGCCAUCAGUGUGUUGCCACUGUUCCCUUUAUGAUGUCCGUCCAAGGUGGGAUAACAAGUUCAUCAUCUUCGACUGAAACUGACCCCGAUGACAACGUGUGCAGAGUAACAGGUGGAGACGCAGUCAGCCAAACUUGCGGCGUGCAAGCUUCGGCAAAGGAGCUAACGCAGCACUGCAUUCCAGACAACUACAAAGUGCUUGGCACGGUUGAGCAGAUCACACACCUCUUCCAAGCACUGAUCAAUGAGGAAGAUUGCACAGUUGCGGUCAGCAAAAGGGAUGAUGCAAAGGAGGAGUCAACCUUGCAGAACGCAAGCCGACUGGAGGAUUCUACCCAAUCCACUUCCUCCACUGCAAGCCAGUCCAUUCUGGUUGUGUGUUCUCAAUCCCUCUGCACUACAAGCAAUUUGGAGUACUGUUACCUGCCGGUUUCUAGAACGAAAUCAUCCCUGGAUGAUAUCACUUCCAACCAGGACCACUCAGAGCAGCCGGACGAUGAGAACAGGCGACGUGCAGGUGAAGGCAGCACUGCAGCUAGCUACAACCCAUUUCAGCCUAGUGACCAAGGCCCAGGAUACCCCAUCAUAGGCGUGCUUUCCAUUGGCUUGGUCUCAGAAUUCAUAGAACUCAUCUCAAAAUUAGGAAGAAUCGGCUCAAGAAUAAAGGAACUCACCUCAGUGGAUGAAUCACGGGUCUCAGAAUUCAUAGAACUCAUCUCAAAAUUAGGAAGAAUCGGCUCAAGAAUAAAGGAACUCACCUCAGUGGAUGAAUCACGGUUGAAUGUGGUGACUACGCAGAUGUACAUGGAGAAAUUGACCAAAGUAUACACUGCACAAAUGCGUUUGGUAAGUAACUACAAGAGAUGGGUCAUGCUUCUUUGUUAUCCGUUUUGGUUCUGCUUGGUCAUUAUGAGUGGCUGUUAGUGGAAGGGAUGUGAUAUGGGUGUGUGUUGAUCUUCUGCUGUCAAGUUCAGAGCAUACACAAAAAAGAUGAUGGUGACAAAAGUUCUAAAGGUGGUGACAAAACUGACAGUGCUGGUCGGACAUGCAUACACAUGGCGCUAGAAUUUAACCAUGUGCAUGAAGAAGACAAUUGAUUUGAGUUUCGCACUAAUGCUGCCUCAUAUACAUGGAAAAUAAAUUGACGCCACGGUGAAACAAACGGACGUCGUCACGUCACGUCACUAAGGCUGCUGGUUUUCA
Sycon ciliatum is the source of this 3668-nucleotide messenger RNA. RefSeq lists its product as uncharacterized. NCBI's taxonomy places the organism in Eukaryota, Metazoa, Porifera, Calcarea, Leucosolenida, Sycettidae. The record is from RefSeq and is a predicted model, not a curated record. The coding region runs from base 132 to 3389 and encodes 1085 amino acids. The transcript has 24 exons.